AUGUCUCGAUUUGCGCUCAGUCGCAAGGAGGAAGAGGCCAUCGUUGCGCUGUGCAAGACCGAGGCGCUCCGGGCGUGUGAGGCCGACGUUGCCAACUUCUCGGCGUGCGCACAGGGACGGACAGUAUCGGUGGCGUGGAGCUGUCGGGAACAGUUUCGAGCGAUGCAGGCGUGCAUGAAACCUCACAUGUCGGAAGAAAAGAUCGACGCGGCAAAACGGCGGUUCUUCCAGGAAGGCGGGCUUCCCAAACCAGCGCCGUCCGCCUCGACAACCCCUUCAUGA
This is a messenger RNA of Rhodotorula toruloides NP11, 282 nucleotides long. Its product is annotated as cytochrome c oxidase biogenesis protein Cmc1-like protein. The transcript is spliced from 3 exons. Bases 1 to 282 code for a protein of 93 amino acids. The record is from RefSeq and is a predicted model, not a curated record. NCBI's taxonomy places the organism in Eukaryota, Fungi, Basidiomycota, Microbotryomycetes, Sporidiobolales, Sporidiobolaceae.